AUUCUCGUCUGCUAUUUUUGUCUCGCUAUUUAACAAACCAACGAUAGUGACACAUCACUAGUAACCCAAAAAUUUUAAUUCACCAUCCCCACACUUGGAACUUGGAUGUUCCCCACAAUUAUAGCUUUCAGCUGAAUUCCAAAAGCUCUCACAAUGCUAAAAAAACAUAACACAAAAAGCUUUGGCUCCAAGUUGCACUCGAAAGUUAAAGAUAUUUGCUUUUUUUGCUUGUUCGUUCGAUGAAAAUAUUUUUACUUUUUCACAGUCGCACUUAAAAUCGGUGGGGAACGAAUCAAACUGUGUUGUGCUGCGCUGCUGUGUCAUUUCGAAGGGUCUCUGCUUCUUGCUAGCUUAAAGAAGAACGAAGUGAAAAUCAUAUAAAAAAAACCGUGAGAAAGAAAACCUUUUUGUAAAUUUCCCUGUGUUUAAGUGCAAAGUGCGUGAAUUGUUGGGAAAUUUAAUUUAAUUGUGAGUUUUCACUUCGAAAUUCAAUUUCGAUAGUAAGAACUCUCUGCUUGCUGUUGAUUGGGAAGAAAAAAAUAAAAAAUGGCCGAGGGAAGUACGGACGAACAAAUCCAUGGAUAUUUGGAAUAUAAUGACACUGAGAUAAGUCAGCUACGCAUCAAAGUACUUGGAGGACAAUCCCUAGCGAAAAAAGAUAUAUUUGGAGCCAGUGAUCCUUAUGUCAGAAUCGACCUCAACACAAUUCAUGGUGAUAUAAAUAUCGACUCGGUCCUAACUAAGACUAAAAAGAAGACUUUGAAUCCAAUGUGGAAUGAGGAAUUUAUUUUUAGGGUGAAACCAAACGAACAAAAAUUAGUAUUUCAAGUAUUUGAUGAAAAUCGUUUAACCAGAGAUGAUUUUCUGGGCAUGGUCGAACUGACACUGGUUAACCUACCCAAAGAACAAGAAGGCAGAACUAUAAAUCCAAAAAGUUACUCAUUGCGGCCUAGAAGGUCAGUAGGCGCCAAAUCCCGAAUAAAGGGCACAUUAGACAUUUAUCACGCUUACAUACGUGACGAAGUAAAUGCCUCACCCGAUGGCGAUUGGGAUCAUGUAGAAAAUGUAUCCAUAACUGGAACACAAUCAGGGAAUCCCUUUCCAAACACAGCAUCAGAACCUCUGCCUCAGGGUUGGGAGGAAAGACAAGAUGCAAAUGGACGAACGUAUUAUGUCAAUCAUACAGCUCGAACGACACAAUGGAACAGGCCACUACUAUCAGCGACAAAUUCGAUUUCAGCUGAUGCUGCUGCAUCCGAUUUUCAAAGACGGUUCCACAUCAGUGUGGAUGACUCAGAGGCGCAAAGAAAUCCGGAUACCAUCAGUCAAGCUAGCAUAGAUGACAACACCUCACAACAAUCGUUGAACUCAUUAAAUUCGGAUAGAAGAACUCAAGCUCAAUUACGUCAGGCACCGGCUGUACCAAGUUCAUUAUCUCGGCGAGCUAUGGAUAAUGUUCAAAAUAGUAACUACUAUAAUGCUGAGACAUCAUCAGCUGCCGCUUCAGUUAAUGUACCUAGUUGGGGAACAACUAUUAAUAACAACGAACCCCAACAGAACUCAAAUCAAUUGACCGAGGAUGUAGAUCAAGCCGAUAGUGGCAACCGAUCGGAGAACUCAGCUUCAUCGACGAGACGAAAUUCUGUCGAAGACAACACAGCAGUUGGCGAUCAAACCACAACGAAUAACGAUGAAGAAAGUCUGCCGCCACAAUGGUCAAUGCAAGUUGCACCAAAUGGACGAACAUUUUUUAUCGAUCAUGUGGCACGUAAAACCACUUGGAUUGAUCCUCGUAAUGGCAGAGCUAGUCCAAUGCCAAAUCAAACACGACGUGUUGAAGAUGAUUUGGGACCGCUGCCAGAAGGCUGGGAAGAACGUGUUCAUACCGAUGGUAGAGUGUUUUACAUAGAUCAUAAUACGCGAACAACACAAUGGGAGGAUCCAAGACUGUCUAAUCCAAAUAUAGCUGGGCAAGCCGUACCAUACUCUAGAGAUUACAAACAAAAGUAUGAAUAUUUCAAAAGUCACAUUAGAAAACCGACAAAUGUACCAAACAAAUUUGAGAUUCGCAUAAGGCGUACAUCAAUAUUAGAAGAUUCAUAUCGGAUUAUUAAUUCAGUUAAUAAAACCGAUUUACUAAAGACUAAACUAUGGGUAGAAUUUGAAGGAGAGACUGGUUUAGAUUAUGGUGGCCUUGCCAGAGAAUGGUUCUAUUUAUUAUCCAAAGAAAUGUUUAAUCCAUACUAUGGACUAUUUGAGUACUCAGCAAUGGAUAAUUAUACAUUACAAAUUAAUCCAUUUAGUGGCCUAUGCAAUGAAGAACAUUUAAAUUAUUUCAAAUUUAUUGGAAGAAUUGCCGGUAUGGCUGUUUACCAUGGAAAACUUUUAGACGCCUUUUUCAUUCGACCCUUUUAUAAAAUGAUGUUGCAAAAGCCAAUUGAUCUAAAAGAUAUGGAAUCAGUAGAUACAGAAUACUAUAAUUCAUUACUUUGGAUUAAAGAAAACGACCCAAGCGAAUUGGAAUUGACGUUCUGUGUGGACGAAGAAACAUUCGGCCAUACAAGCCAACGAGAAUUGAAAACAAAUGGUGCCAAUGUUGAUGUUACCAAUGACAACAAAGAUGAAUAUAUUAAAUUAGUAAUCGAAUGGCGUUUUGUUUCACGUGUCAAAGAACAAAUGACAGCCUUCUUGGAUGGCUUUGGUUCCAUUAUACCCUUAAAUUUAUUAAAAAUCUUUGACGAACAUGAACUCGAGCUUCUAAUGUGUGGUAUACAAAAUAUUGAUGUUAAAGACUGGCGCGACAAUACCCUGUACAAGGGUGACUAUCACAUGAAUCACAUUAUCAUUCAAUGGUUCUGGAGAGCUGUGCUCUCAUUUUCCAAUGAAAUGCGUUCUCGUUUAUUGCAAUUUGUAACUGGUACAUCAAGAGUUCCAAUGAAUGGAUUCAAAGAGCUCUACGGCUCAAAUGGACCACAAAUGUUUACAAUUGAAAAAUGGGGUACACCUAAUAAUUAUCCAAGAGCCCAUACAUGUUUCAAUCGUUUGGAUUUACCACCCUAUGAAGGUUAUUUACAACUCAAGGAUAAACUCAUUAAAGCCAUCGAGGGUAGCCAAGGUUUCGCUGGAGUCGAUUAAAUUAUUUUUUUUUAUUGUUAAUAAAUUUUUUAUUUUUACAAAAAAGUCGAUACAAUCUUGUACUUAUCCUAGGAGCACUUUUUUUAUGAAAUUUUCAUACUUUAAACAAAUUAAAAAAAAAAAAACACUUAAAAAUAAAAACGAUACAUUUAUUAUACAUUUUAACUGCAAAAUUAAUUCCUUAAAAAAGUGCUUUGCAAAACAAAAUGCAAAAAACAUUCCACAUUGACAACUACUAGUAGAGGAGAUUGAUAAAUAAUAUUUCUACUCUCCUUCACUAAGCCAAUGUAAAGAUUUUUUUAAUACAACACAAUUCUAUUCCAAAAACAAAAAAAAAAAAAAACAA
Episyrphus balteatus (marmalade hoverfly) is the source of this 3481-nucleotide messenger RNA. RefSeq names its product E3 ubiquitin-protein ligase Nedd-4 (gene Nedd4). Gene Ontology annotation, molecular function: protein binding; ubiquitin protein ligase activity; sodium channel inhibitor activity. The transcript is spliced from 20 exons. The record is from RefSeq and is a predicted model, not a curated record. Bases 547 to 3135 code for a protein of 862 amino acids. Gene Ontology annotation, biological process: regulation of dendrite morphogenesis; ubiquitin-dependent protein catabolic process. Lineage: Eukaryota; Metazoa; Arthropoda; Insecta; Diptera; Syrphidae.